Messenger RNA from Aspergillus puulaauensis, 462 nucleotides. It is a transcript of the gene TIM17, whose product is annotated as protein transporter TIM17. The record is from RefSeq and is a predicted model, not a curated record. Bases 1 to 462 code for a protein of 153 amino acids. Gene Ontology annotation, cellular component: TIM23 mitochondrial import inner membrane translocase complex; mitochondrial inner membrane. The transcript has 4 exons. Gene Ontology annotation, biological process: protein import into mitochondrial matrix. Lineage: Eukaryota; Fungi; Ascomycota; Eurotiomycetes; Eurotiales; Aspergillaceae. Gene Ontology annotation, molecular function: transmembrane protein transporter activity.
AUGGAUCACUCUAGAGAUCCCUGCCCCUGGGUUGCGCUGAGCGACUUCGGUGGUGCGUUCUGUAUGGGUGCCAUCGGUGGUGCUGUAUGGCACGGUGUUAAGGGAUUCCGAAACAGCCCCUACGGCGAGCGACGGAUAGGUGCCCUCACAGCCAUCAAGGCCCGCGCGCCCGUUCUUGGUGGUAACUUCGGUGUCUGGGGUGGUUUGUUCUCGACCUUCGACUGCGCCAUCAAGGGCAUCCGGAAGAAGGAGGAUCCUUACAAUGCUAUCAUUGCCGGUUUCUUCACUGGUGGUUCCUUGGCUGUCCGUGGCGGUGUCAAGGCUGCUAGAAACUCGGCUAUCAUGUGCGCCGUCUUCCUGGCUGUUAUCGAAGGUGUCGGCAUUGGGUUCCAGAGAAUGAUGGCCGACAACACAAAACUAGAGCUCCCUCCUGCUCCAUCAGACGAAAAGGCCGUUGCCUAA